AUGUUUUUGAGUUCAACUCCAUUCAAUCCUAGACCCUUAAUUCGUGUAAGCAUAAGGGAUGAUUUAAGUUUCGAAAAAAAUGUUGAUCUAUUUGUUGAGAAACAACUUGAAAAGUAUAAAAAACCAGAACAAUGUUGGGUAAGACCUGGUUUUCAAUAUUACGGUAAUUUAUUGUGUGGAAGAAGGAUAAAUUUGGAAGUUAUACCAAAUUUAAGAGAUAUCUCACUUUUUACUAAAAUGCCAAAUUUUAGACAGCAUAUACUUUAUAGAGGAGGUAGGCCUGGUAGCACUGAACCUGAUAAAUUGAAACAUUCUAUUCGUGAUGUAUUGGGUAUAAGGAGUAUUAUUGACUUAAGAGGUGAAACAAUAUUUGAUGAUGAAACAUUAACAAGUAAUGAAACAUUUAGUCGGACUAUAAUUUGGAAAAUGUAUACACCAAUAUAUAAUCAAUCAGAUAUUGAAGAAUAUAUUAAAUUUCAUGAAAAAAGAAUGAAUUUUGAAUAUUCAAAUAUUGAAGAAAAUAAUUUUUCUAAAAAAAAUAAAUUAGAUAUGAAAUCUCACGAAGAAUUAUCAUAUGAGGAUAAAUCAAGAUAUAUUAUUGUAGUUAGUAUUAAAGAUUGGAAAUAUCCUUUUAAUCUGAAAUCAUGUAGAAUUAAUGAAGAUUCUAAAAGUAUAAAUUAUAUUCAUAAAAAAUCUAAAAUUUGGCACUAUUUUAAUUGUUUUUACCGUAACAAAUUAGCUAAUGGAUCAAAUUCUAAUGAAAAUAAAUUUAGUAUUCUUAAUCCUGUAAAUUCUCUUGAUACAUCUGAAAGUUGUUAUGAAUUUAUAUCUUUAUUGGCCUAUAAUUUCUUAAAUUUAUUUUCAUCCAAAAUGGCACAUUCAUGGUAUAUAAAUCAAUACAUAUCUAAACGAUCAGUGGAUGAAAUUUAUUUUUCUUUACUCAUUAGUGCUGCAAACUCUAUUUCAACUAUUCUCAAAUUAAUAGUAGUAUCUCAUCCUCCAAUCCUUCUACAUGGAAGUCUUGGAAAGGAUAGGGUUGGAAUUAUAGUGGCUAUUAUAUUAGGUACCUUAGGUAUAUCUGAUGAAUGCAUUAUUAAAGAUUAUUGUGCAUCAGAAGCAGGCCUUUUAGAUCUUAGAGAUAUAAUAAAUAAGCAACUUGUAUGUGAAAACUUACCAUUAUAUUUAGGGAAAUCUAAAUCAAGAUAUAUUUCAGGUUUAUUGUUCAAGGUAAGGCAAGAAUUUGGGUCUAUUGAAGGCUACUUAGACUAUAUAAAUUUUUCAAGUGAAUGGAGAGUUAAACUUAUUGAUAAGUUUCUUAAAGAUUAA
Messenger RNA from Cryptosporidium muris RN66, 1326 nucleotides. RefSeq lists its product as uncharacterized. Bases 1 to 1326 code for a protein of 441 amino acids. The transcript has a single exon. Lineage: Eukaryota; Apicomplexa; Conoidasida; Eucoccidiorida; Cryptosporidiidae. The record is from RefSeq and is a predicted model, not a curated record. Gene Ontology annotation, molecular function: phosphoprotein phosphatase activity.